AUGAGAUAUUUUUUCUUUUCGCCAGUUAAGACACAAUUAGUGUCUGGUAAAAUUUUAAAUAACAAAGUGCUCUAUAGAACACUAAGCAAUUGCUUAUGUAAGCGUUCUCAAAAAUUUAGAGACACCAAAACAUUUUACUCUGGUAGAUUUGAAUGUACACAACAAUUAUUUAGCAAACAUUUAUUUUAUAUUAAUGAUAAAUAUUAUUUAUUUGAUUGUUCGAAAAGAAAUUUUUCCGUGCAUAGCAAAACUCCUCAUCCUUUAAUGGAUAUGAACGUGGUCAUGUCUCCUAAUUUUUUCCAAUCUCUUCGUAUUAUGUUCAACUCGUACCUGAUAAAAAACUUUGAUAAAGAAUUUAGUAUAGUCGAGUUUUUAAAUAAUUCAAAAUUGGCUGUAUCAGUCGUCACAAAUCUUAUUGCUGAAAUGAAGUUUUCAGAAUUAGAUGGUUUACUUACUCAUGAUUGUAAAACUGAAGUUGAAAAAAAUAUAAAAACAAUGGACUCUGCUGAAAGGCUUAAAUUAGCUAUUAAUGUUGAAGACAUAAUGCAAUUUUUUCCUUGUCAAGCAGAUAUAAUUAAAGAAAAAAGAUCUGUUUUCUGCAGUUGCCGAGAUUCAAGCAGAUAUGGUUACAAUUUACAAUUGUAG
Molecule: messenger RNA, 645 nt
Organism: Pediculus humanus corporis (human body louse)
Lineage: Eukaryota; Metazoa; Arthropoda; Insecta; Psocodea; Pediculidae
Exons: 2
Coding region: 1-645 (214 amino acids)
Biological process (GO): inner mitochondrial membrane organization; protein insertion into mitochondrial inner membrane from matrix
Cellular component (GO): mitochondrial inner membrane
Molecular function (GO): ribosome binding
Source: RefSeq, a predicted model, not a curated record